Messenger RNA from Colletotrichum higginsianum IMI 349063, 243 nucleotides. RefSeq lists its product as uncharacterized. Bases 1 to 243 code for a protein of 80 amino acids. NCBI's taxonomy places the organism in Eukaryota, Fungi, Ascomycota, Sordariomycetes, Glomerellales, Glomerellaceae. The record is from RefSeq and is a predicted model, not a curated record. The transcript is spliced from 2 exons.
AUGAACUCGGUCCACAUUCGACAUGGCUCCGUUCGGCAAGGCAAGUACGACGUCUACUGGAGCAAGGACAACGAGUGGGCCAUCAUCGACGAAGAAGAGGAAGAGGAGAACGAGCGCAGGCUGAAGGAGGCCUACCAUCGUCACAGCCUCAACACGCGAUACUUGACUGCCGGCCUCUUCGUCGUCCUGGUGCCCGCUAUGUGUGGUUUGCUAUGGUGCUGCCGAAUGAGGCGGCGCAUCUGA